AUGUCCGUCAACGUGCUGACCAACACGGCGAUCAAGGAGAAGGACAUUAACCAGAAGCUGCAACUUUAUGGCAUCUACCAAGCUUUCGCUAAUGGAAAGGUCCCAUCGAACCAACAGAUCGAUAUCGCACUAAACAGCUUUUUGGAGUCAAAGGCUCUCGCAUCACCCUCAAAGAAACUGUCAUCUGAAGGUCAAAGCCUCGUUGCUGAUGCCAAGGAAGUUGUCAAGCAGGCAAAGUUUCUCCUCCUCAGCAAAAACGAGGGAGAGUUGUUGCAGGACUUCAUCUGGGAUACCCAACAUAUCGAUGGCUCGACAGCCAAGUUGCCUGGUGCCCCAACAGACAAGGCCACUGCCCAACAGCAUGGCAACGAGGCACUUGAUGGCUUGAAAACCCUGGGAAGAUUGAUUCUUUCCAAUGGCCAGUUCCGCAAGCUUCUUUCCGAUGCUUCAAUCCUCGCCCGUGACAUGGCUGGCGAUGCAGCUUCAAAAGCGGCGAACAAAGUAAACCCAUCCGAGGACCAGCUACAACAGAUUGAUCAUCCAGCCGAAGACAACACAUGGCAUGACGUUCCCGAUCUCUCUAGGGACAACCUCAAAACCCAGGCUCGCUCAGCUUUUGACAAGAAUUCUCCUGUCAGCAGAGAACAGGCUCAGAACAUUGCCCAAGACUCUGCUCAACAAGGGCGGGAUGCAGCCCAAUCUCAUCCUUCGCAAGACCCCCGUGAUGCAGGUCGCGCCGGUCUUGGCCAAGCUGUCGAUAAUCUGAAAGCUCAAGCCCAGGCCAACAUUCCCGACGAACAACAAGAAAAUGCGAAAAAGGCAAAGAGUGUCGCAAUUCAAAACACUAAAAACUAUAUCGGACAAAAGAUGCCCCAAGAACGCCGCGAGCAAACUAUCUGGCGUUUGAAGAAGAUGGUCGUGGAAAUCCAAGGCCACUCAGACUAUCAACAAGCAAUUGACACAUUACUCUCGCUCGCUGAGACAUAUGGCGGUCACGCCACUGACGUUACGGCUCAAUCGAAAGGAGCUGUCAAAGGUGCCCACACUGACAACGAACUCAAAUCUGCUGAAGCUAACCUCAAGACUUUGAUUGAACGUUUCGCCAACUCCACCAGCACCGAUGAUUUCUUCGAUGCCUUGAAUCAAAUUUACCGAGAUGCCGAUCGUGAUCCUGAGCUUAAGAACUGGUUCAAGUCACUUGACAACUUCAUCCGCAGAACACUCAAAGAGCAAGGAUUCAUCCUUCAAGACAGCUCCAACGACGAGUGGAAUCGUCUCUACGACCAAGGUCGAUUCCUGCUCCGUGACCGCUAUCGUGAUCAUACUGACCGCAUUCUUGACGAGGUUAAGUUCCUCGGCGAACAAUUCGACCAGGACCCACAGAACAAGGCAUUUGCCGACGCCGUCACCAAACUUUUCUUGGAUCUCGGCAAUGAUGAGAACGGUAAGGCUACAUUCAAGCCUCAUCUCAUCAAGGAUCUUACAGAGGUCAUCAUUCCUGCCAUCUUUGAGAAUACUCGUUAUGUUCCAAUUCCUCGCAUCGAGGUGUCGGAUCCUAUGAUCGAUGCAGUCGUGGAGAACUUGGUAAUUGAGAGUGAUAACCUCUUCCCCAACUCUGUCGAGUUUGGCAGCGACAAUUAUUGGCGCUUUGGCCGCAAGUCCAUCAGAGGCAAGCGGGAUAAUAAGGUUAUGAUCUCCGCGUCUGGGUGCCAGAUGGAUUUGAAAGAUGUUGCAUACUACAUCAAGAGGAAGCAAGGGUUUCCUUCGAUCACAGACAAGGGUGUCAUGGACAUCUUCCUAGGUGGCGAAGGUUUCAGCUUCAAAAUUGCUGCACGCAAUGCACAGAAAUCUGAUCGUACCCACUUCAUCGUUGUGGACAAGGUUGAUGUUACGAUCAAGAAUUUGAGCAUCAAGGUGAAACAAUCCAAUCACAAGUUGCUGUUUUCGAUCGCGAAGCCACUGUUGUUGAAGGCAAUGCGACCAGCCAUUCAAAAGGUUUUGGAGAAGCAAAUCAAAGACAGCUUCGAGAAAGUCGACACUUUUGCCUGGGGUGUUUACCAAGAUGUCCAACGUGGUGUUGAGGCCGCGAAGAAAGAUCCCGAGAACGCGCCAAACAUCUAUCAAUCUUAUGUCAACUCUUUCCAGAAGCAGUUCACGGAGAAGAAGAAGAAGGCGGAGGCCGUUGCAUCCAAGACUAGUGUCAAUGUUGCCAUCACCCAACAAGAUUCCAUGUUCAAGAACAUCUCUCUUCCCGGUGGCAUCUCUUCUAAAGCAACUGAGUAUAAACAACUCGCUGCCAAGGGAGACCGAUGGGAGUCACCAGUGUUCAGCAUUGGCAGCGCCAAACCAUCCUCCAACAUCCCCAAACUUGCCCAGGUGCAGAGAAAGUCGCACAACACCACCACUGCUGCUAUCCGUGGAGGUAAUCACCCCAAUGCCCAUAGUGGUACCUCCCAAGGAGGUCUUGGAGGUGUUCCUCAGGGCGGCCUUGGAGGUUCUGGCUAUGGCACUGGUGCUGGCUAUGACACUGGUGCCGGUAGCACUGGAGCAGGAUAUGGUGCCCCUCUUCCCCAAACUGGCACAGGUGGUUAUGGAACAUCUUCUGCCAUUCCUGGUCAAGGUGCCGGAGCUGGCCAAGGACUCGGCAGCGGCGUUACUGGAACUCAGCUCGGUGGACAAAUCCCAGGCUCUGGUGCAGGAUUCAGCAACCAAGUCGACCAAGCUUUUGGUACUAACCAAGGUGUUGUUGGCUCAGGCCUCGGUGGAAACACCAACACCCAGACCUAUCAUGAUAACGUCACCCGUCAGUAA
Exophiala bonariae is the source of this 2811-nucleotide messenger RNA. RefSeq lists its product as uncharacterized. The coding region runs from base 1 to 2811 and encodes 936 amino acids. Lineage: Eukaryota; Fungi; Ascomycota; Eurotiomycetes; Chaetothyriales; Herpotrichiellaceae. The record is from RefSeq and is a predicted model, not a curated record. The transcript has 3 exons.